AAAAAAGUCUUGGCAACGCACAAUUUCCCAAUGCCGACUCGCCCCAACUUCAGGCCUCAUCGCCCCUCGAUUGAUGAUUGAUUGAUUGAUAGAGCUACGAUAUUCUAACGACCAAGGAAAAAAUAUCGCAAUUCCUCUCGAGCUUAUUAGCCCUUCUGCUCUCUCUCAACCCACCAACCAUUCCACCCCGAACACCGGAAUAGAGAAACCUCUGCCCACAACCAUGGCGGACGUGCAGGAGAUCCUUAAGAAGAAGUUCGGCGGCGCGGCGCCUUCGCGUACCGGUGGAAAGGGAACCCCGCGACACAAGCAAAAGCGGAACGUUGCUCGAAGCGCCAACGACGACAAGAAGCUACAGGCUACCCUGAAGAAGCUCAACACCCAGCCUAUCCAGGCUAUUGAGGAGGUCAACAUGUUCAAGAGCGACGGAAACGUCAUUCACUUCUCCGCUCCUAAGGUUCACGCUGCUGUGCCCUCCAACACAUUCGCUAUUUACGGCGCUGGUGAGGACAAGGAGCUCACGGAACUUGUCCCUGGCAUCCUAAACCAGCUCGGACCCGACUCCCUAGCUUCUCUCCGAAAACUGGCUGAGAGCUACCAGAGCAUGUCCAAGGAGUCUAAGGAGGCAGACGCAGAUGCGGACGAUGACGACAUCCCCGACUUGGUUGCCGGCGAGAACUUCGAGAGCAAGGUCGAAUAAACGACCUUUUUAAUCGGCACACCUAUUACAAGCGGACCAAAGAUACCAGACUUACUCCCAACCCAAUACCACCCGACCACCCCUAUCUCAUUUUUACGAAACGAAAAUGAAGCACGCGGAAAGAUAAGAUAAUGGAACGGAACGCAAACAAAAACAACGGGAAUGAAUAUGGGGCAUUUGGUCGAAUCUGGUUUGAUGGUGGUCUUUUUUCUCUCUGUCUCUCAUGUUCUCUCUCUCGCGCCAAGGAGGAAAGGUCGGAAAGGGAGUUCCUCGGUAGCUGUCCUUUUGCAAUCAAUUAAGGGCGAUGGUGGGAUUUUUCCCCUCCCCUCCCCUGCCACCAUCGUCGUCAUCAUCAUCAUUUUAGGUAGUCUGGGCUGGGUGGCUGGUUGGCUUCUGGGUCCGCGAGGGGGCUCGGGCCUCCCCAUUUCCCAUUCCCUACGGUAGCAGCUUGCGUUAGUCGUAUUUUGUUCCUCCGCCAGGUUCUGCUAGCAGGUUUUUUUACCUUAGAUACGCAGGGCGUGGUAGUGAGGAAUUGAUGCCACUGCUUGUGCGAAAUAAGAAGAAAUAUGUUGUAAA
Daldinia loculata is the source of this 1276-nucleotide messenger RNA. Its product is annotated as NAC domain-containing protein. Gene Ontology annotation, cellular component: cytosol; nascent polypeptide-associated complex. The coding region runs from base 224 to 700 and encodes 158 amino acids. The transcript has 4 exons. The record is from RefSeq and is a predicted model, not a curated record. Lineage: Eukaryota; Fungi; Ascomycota; Sordariomycetes; Xylariales; Hypoxylaceae.